This is a messenger RNA of Closterium sp. NIES-67, 1792 nucleotides long. NCBI's taxonomy places the organism in Eukaryota, Viridiplantae, Streptophyta, Zygnematophyceae, Desmidiales, Closteriaceae. The record is from the annotation of a GenBank genome assembly.
AUUCCAGGCAGCCUCAUCAUUCCGUUAUUUAGCCUCCUCUAUUAUCUUCAGGCCACUGCAUUUCCAGCAGCCACGCAUUCCCUUCGCUAGCAAGUUUCGCUUGCUGGUCGUGUGCAAUUCGAUCCGGUUGUCGCGGUGCAGUUCGACCAGGCUCAGCGGGUCCUGAUCCUCGUGUGUCGAAGUCACGUGAUCCCUGCAUACAAUUCGGCUCGGUUGUCUCUCUUGCUGCUCCAGUUGCCACGUGUCUAGCAGCAGGUACGAUGGACGUGCUUGCAGUCCCGCAAGUCCACCCCCACCUUAAUUCGCUAACAUCUUCAACCGCUCUCCGACAAUCCGCAGCAGCGAGAAUCGUCGCCAUAAGCAGCAGCAGCAGCAGCAGCAGCAGCAGCAGCAGCCUUGGACGAGCCCCGCUUAGCUGCACAGCGACUAGAAACCUCAUCAGAAUUCGCAGUGCUGUCACUCGUCAGUCCACCCGCCGAUUCCGCCAGUACCGUCCUGAUCUUCGCCGUGCUCUCCGCGUCAGCGCUAGCCAAUCAGACGGCGACAACACGGGAAGUGAGAGCCAUGGCACGUCAGCGGGUGUCGCAGUACCGGCAGCACCUGCUGCUACUAAGGACGAGCUGGUGAAGUACAUCUCAGGCAACGCGGAGGUGUCCGUGAUGGUGGUGGUGGCCACUGAUCUGGUCAAGGAGGCUCAGAGGAGACACGGCAUGGCCCCCACGGCCAUAGCAGCACUCGGGCGGCUGCUAAUGGGUACACUGCUGCUGGGAGCAAUGAAAGGGCCAGACGAGUCCGUGCAGGUCACAGUGAAUGGCCGGGGACCGAUCGGGCAGGUCACGGCUGUUUCCGCACAGCAUGGGGAGGUGAAAGGAUUCGCCCAUAACCCUCUGGCGGAUCCUCCUCUCAACUCCAAAGGCAAGAUGGACGUGGGUGGUGCCGUGGGCAAGGGAGUUCUUAGCGUCAUCCGAACUCAUCCUUCCUGGCAGUCCCCUUACACCGGCACUGUGCCUCUGGUGUCAGGGGAGAUAGCAGAAGACCUGGCGAACUAUCUAGCGGAGAGUGAGCAGGUCAACUCUGCUCUGGGGCUGGGAGUGGCGGUGGGGAAGGACGGCAUUGUCAGAGCAGCAGGCGGUUUUCUUGUUCAAGUCCUUCCCUUCUGCUCAGACGAGACACUGGAUCAGCUAGAGGCCAACGUCCAAUCGCUGGGCGCCAUGUCAGACGCAGUGCAGCGCAUGGAUGCAGCAGCCAUUGCCCACCAUCUCUUGCAGGGGCUUGCCCCCGAAGCAGUGAUUGAUCCGAUUGUGCCUGCGUUUGGCCCGUGUGGGUUGGAGGACUUGAAGCCUCGCAUGCUUAGAGCUGUGGAGUCUCUAGGAGCUGAGGAUGUGAAGAAACUGAUUGAGGAAAGAGGGUCAGUGGAGGUUCGCUGUGAGUUUUGUGCAGAAACAGUGGAUUUCAAGGAGGAAGACUUGCAUGACCUUCUAGUGGAGGCAGGAAAGGAAUGAUUGGGCGCUGGAAAACAGUGUUAGAAGUUGCGAAGCACUCUUUUAUGAGUUAUGUUGAGAGUAACUUCAUCUAUGUAUUUGAGAUGCACGCCAUCUACGAAUAACUUACUUUUUAUACCAUUCACCUUGCCUUUGACCAUGACAGGGUGAUCUUCAGGUUUGCUCCCAUUAUUCGUCCGAGUGCGAUCGAUAGUGUCAACUUAUAUAUAUAUAUUUGUGUAGGCCUGGUAGGUGUGCUAUAAUUACUGGGUACAGCACCCUUCUUGUAUCCCUCUCUCUUUUAGUCCAAC